UUGCUUGAUGAUUUGAAGCUGCCACCUCCCCUUUCUUUAUUUUACCCUACCUAUAUGAUGGCAGCCAGGUUUGAAGCUGCUUUUCUUGAUUGAUUGAUCUAUUUUAUCUUGCCUAUAUGAGUUGUUUGAUGCAUAUAGUUGCUUGCUUGUUGGUGAUAUAUUCUAUUGAUGCCUACAUGGUCAUAUCUGAAUUGUGGUAAGGAAUGUUGGAUUGAUUGCUAAGUUUUCAGAUCUGAAUUGCUUUACUACCUAUCUGGAUACGUUCAUCCUAUUGCUUGCUAGCUACGCUAUUUGAUUGUCAUGGCUGGGAUUGUGCCUGUUACUACUUCUACUAUUUCUUCUACUAUUGCUUCUUCUGCAUUGGAUAAUAUCAAUGUCCAGAUCACCUCUAUCAAGCUCAAAGGGAGCUCGAACUAUCUUCUUUGGGCUCAGUCUGUUAAGGUGUAUUUGUUAGCUAAAGGCAAACUGAGCUAUACCACUUCUGAGGCUUCUUUGCCUGAUGAUGCUAAGUAUGGCAAUUGGAUGGAAGAGAAUGCCUUAAUUUUGAUCUGGUUGUGGAACAAUAUGGAACCAGAUGUUGCUGCCAAUUUUAUGUUCCAUUCUACAGCCAAGGGUAUGGGAUGAUCUGAAAGAAACAUACUCCCAAGAGAAGAACAUGACACAGAUCUAUAACAUAUAUGAGAAGCUUUUUCAGUUUCGUCAAUCUGACAAAUCCCUCUCUGAGUAUUACAGUGCCUUUAAGGGGAUGAUGGAAGCUUAAUGUCUUCCAACCCCUGACUACUGAUAUUGAGAAGUUGAAGGCUCCGUGGAAUGAGUUCUUUGUUUCCAAAUUUUUGGCUAGACUGAAUAGUGAUCUGAAGGCAGUAAAGGGCCAUCUACUUGCUGAUGAUACGGUCCCUACUUUGAAUGAUGCUUUCUCAUGUCUACAGCAUAUCACCUCCUCAUCCAAAUCUGAUCAGCCUUCCAGAGAUAAUUCUACACUAUUUGCUAACCGUGGCCGUGGGCGCGGUUGCGGAGGAUGUGGUCCUAUGGGUCGAGGUUUUAGUGGACAGUCCUCGGAUCGCACUGAUUGCCGGUGUACUUACUAUGGGAAACCUAAACACACUGUAGAGACGUGCUGGGCCAAGCAUGGCAAGCCAAAAUUGACAACUCAGUUAGCUAAUCAUACAGUGUCUGAUGAUGGUACCGAUACUGUAUCCCCUGCGACUACUACUCCUACACCUGCUUCAGGAGAUUCUUCUACUAGUAUGCGCGAUGACAUCAACCAGUUACUCCGGCGCUUGCACUCUCUUGAGGCUUCUUCUAAUACAUCCAUGGUGCCUCCACUUCCACUGCUACCCUUGCGCAUACAGGAUCUUCACUCGAGGAAGACAAUUGAUGGAGGGUGUGAAAAGGAUGGAUUGUAUUACCUCAACAGUGGUUGUCUUCCCACUUCUGUUGCUGCUACUGCUGUUGGGGAUGUCUCUCCAUUCCAAUGGCACUGCUGUCUAGGACACUUGGCCUUACCUAGACUACAGCUUUUGUUUCCCAGUUUUCUACAUAUUUCUACAUUAGAGUGUGAGGCUUGUGAGUUGGGUAAACACCAUCAGGUGUCUUUUCCAUAUCGAUCAGUGUCUCAUAGUCCGUCGUUUUCUUUAGUUCAUUCUGAUAUAUGGGGUCCUUGCAGAGUUAGUAAUAGGUUUGGUUUUCGCUAUUUUGUUACAUUUGUAGAUGAUCAUUCUUGCCUCACAUGACUUUACAUGUUAAAGGACAGAUCUGAUUUUCUAUCUGUGUUCAAAAAAUUCUAUAAUGAAAUAAAAACUCAGUUUGGUAUUUC
Macadamia integrifolia is the source of this 1816-nucleotide messenger RNA. RefSeq lists its product as uncharacterized. The transcript has 2 exons. The record is from RefSeq and is a predicted model, not a curated record. Lineage: Eukaryota; Viridiplantae; Streptophyta; Magnoliopsida; Proteales; Proteaceae. The coding region runs from base 1029 to 1733 and encodes 234 amino acids.